AUGGAGGGCGACGAGGCCUACAGCACCGAGGGUCUAAUGGAGGACCCCGAGGACUACUACCCGCCUUCGCCGCCGCCCACGCAACAGAUCUUCACGAUGCAAAGCGGCAAGCAAGUGACGCUGCGUCUGGUCGGGCACAGUCCCACCGAGGCGCACCAUCUGUGGAACGGGGCAAAGUUCGUGUCGGACUACUUCGAGCAGGACCCUUCCAGAGUCGAGGGCAAAUGCGUCCUCGAGUUGGGCGCCGGCGCCGGCUUGCCGUCGUUGGUUGCGGGCAUUCUGGGAGCCAGGAAGGUGGUCGUGACGGAUUUUCCAGACCCCGACCUGGUGGCCAACCUGCAAAGGAACAUUGACGAGUGCGACAAGACGGUUGAGCCCGAGGGGCAUAUUGGGCGGACGAUUGACGCCGCUGGGUUUGUUUGGGGCGCCGACCCUGCACCGCUUCUUGCCAAACUCGGGCCUGGACGUCAAGAGGGCGGCGACGGGACGCAGCAGCAGCAGCAGCAGCAGCAGCAGCAACGCUUUGACGUCUUGGUGCUUGCGGAUUUGCUGUUCCGCCACUCGGAGCACGGGGCGCUCGUCAAGACCAUCAAAGAAACCAUGCGUGCGUCGCGCGACAGCGCCGCGUACGUCUUCUUCACGUCUUACCGGCCGUGGAAGCAAGAUCUAGACAUGGGCUUUUUCGACGUUGCUCGGAACGCGGGACUCGAGGUGGAGCAGGUCUCGGAAAGGAGGCUGGAGAAGCCCCUCUUUGAAGGAGAUCCGGGGGACUUGGAGGUGCAAAAGACUGUCAGGGGGUUCGUGGCGCGGUGGCGGGCGGAAGAUUGUCGUGGCUGA
Metarhizium album ARSEF 1941 is the source of this 837-nucleotide messenger RNA. Its product is annotated as phytanoyl-CoA dioxygenase. The record is from RefSeq and is a predicted model, not a curated record. The transcript has a single exon. Lineage: Eukaryota; Fungi; Ascomycota; Sordariomycetes; Hypocreales; Clavicipitaceae. Gene Ontology annotation, biological process: peptidyl-lysine dimethylation. The coding region runs from base 1 to 837 and encodes 278 amino acids. Gene Ontology annotation, molecular function: protein-lysine N-methyltransferase activity.